Callithrix jacchus (white-tufted-ear marmoset) is the source of this 9598-nucleotide messenger RNA. It is a transcript of the gene CD180, whose product is annotated as CD180 molecule. Gene Ontology annotation, molecular function: signaling receptor activity; protein binding. Gene Ontology annotation, cellular component: plasma membrane. NCBI's taxonomy places the organism in Eukaryota, Metazoa, Chordata, Mammalia, Primates, Cebidae. The record is from RefSeq and is a predicted model, not a curated record. Gene Ontology annotation, biological process: inflammatory response; toll-like receptor signaling pathway.
UUUUUUUUAGCACAGACUCACAGAAUGCUGAGCAGUCAACAGUAUUUCUUGCUCCAAGAUCACCCUUCUGACUACCUCCCUGGCUGCCAAAUUGCUAGCGCCUUCAUAGUUUGAUAGCUUCAGGGCCUUCAUAGUUUCUCAGCUCCAAGCAUUAGGUAAACCCAACACACUGGGAUUGCACUGGUCCUACGAUGGCUUUUGACUGCAGCUGCUUCCUUUUGGUGGUGCUGUUUUCUGCCAGCUGUAAAGUCAUCGCCUCCUUGGAUCAGACGUGCAUUGAGAAAGAAGCCAACAAAACAUAUAACUGUGAAAAUUUAGGUCUCAGUGAAAUCCCUGACACUCUACCAAACACAACACAAUUUCUGGAAUUUGGCUUUAAUUUUUUGCCUACACUUCACAAUAGAACCUUCAAGAGACUCAUGAAUCUUACCUUUUUGGAUUUAACUAGGUGCCAGAUUAACUGGAUACAUGAAGGCACUUUUCAAAGCCAUCAUCAAUUGAGCACACUUGUGUUAACUGGAAAUCCUUUGAUAUUCAUGGCAGAAACAUCACUUAAUGGCCCCAAGUCACUAAAGCAUCUUUUCUUAAUCCAAACGGGAAUAUCCAAUCUCGAGUUUAUUCCAGUGCACAAUCUGGAAAACUUGGAAAGCUUGUAUCUUGGAAGCAACCACAUUUCCUCCAUUAAGUUCCCCAAAGAUUUCCCAGCACGGAAUCUGAAAGUGCUGGAUUUUCAGAAUAAUGCUAUACACUACCUCUCUAGAGAAGACAUCCGGUCUCUGGAGCAGGCCACCAACUUAAGCCUGAACUUCAAUGGCAAUGAUAUUAAAGAUAUUGAGCUUGGGGCUUUUGAUUCAACAGUCUUCCAAAGUUUGAACUUCGGAGGAACUUCAGAUUUGUCUGUUAUAUUCAACGGUCUGCAGAACUCUACUACUCAGUCUCUCUGGCUGGGAGUGUUUGAUGACACUGAUGACAAAGACGUUAGUUCAGCCGUGCUCAAGGGACUCUGUGAAAUGUCUGUUGAGAGCCUCAACCUGCAGAAACACCGUUUCUCUGACUUCUCAUCCACCACAUUUCAGUGCUUCACCCAAAUCCAGGAACUGGAUCUGACAGCAACUCACUUGGUAGGGUUGCCCUCUGGGAUUAAGGGUCUGAACUUGCUCAAGAAAUUAGUUCUCAGUGUAAAUCAUUUUGACCAAUUGUGUCAAAUCAAUGCUGCCAAUUUCCCCUCCCUUACACACCUCCACAUCAGAGGCAACGUGAGGAAACUUAACCUCGGUGUUGGUUGUUUGGAGAAACUAGGAAACCUUCAGACACUUGAUUUAAGCCAUAAUGACAUAGAGGCUUCUGACUGCUGCAGUCUACAACUCAGAAACCUGUCCCACUUGCAAAUCUUAAACCUGAGCUACAAUGAGCCUCUUGGUCUCCAGAGUCAGGCAUUCAAGGAAUGUCCUCGGCUGGAACUCCUGGAUUUGACAUUUACCCGCUUACACAUUAAUGGUCCACAAAGUCCCUUCCAAAACCUUCAUUUCCUACAGGUUCUGAAUCUCACCUACUGCUUCCUUGAUACCAGCAAUCAGCAUCUUCUAGCAGGCCUACCGGCUCUCCGGUAUCUCAGCUUAAAAGGGAAUCACUUUCAAGAUGGGACUAUCUUGAAGACCAACCUGCUUCAGACCGUGGGCAGCUUGGAGACUCUGAUUUUAUCCUCCUGUGAUCUCCUCUCCAUAGACCGGCAAGCAUUCUACAGCCUGGAAAAUAUAAGCCAUGUAGACUUAAGCCACAACAGCCUGACAUGCGACAGCAUUGAUACUCUUGGCCAUCUUAAGGGAAUCUACCUCAAUCUGGCUGCCAACAGCAUUAACAUCAUCUCAUCCCAUCUCCUCCCCAUCUUGUCCCAGCAGAGCACCAUUAAUUUGAGUCGCAAUCCCCUGGACUGCACUUGCUCAAAUAUUCAUUUCUUAACAUGGUACAAAGAAAACCUGCACAAACUCGAAGACUCAGAGGAGACCAUGUGCGCAAACCCGCCACCUCUAAAGGGAGUUAAGCUAUCUGAUGUCAAGCUGUCCUGCGGGAUUACAGCCAUGGGCAUUUUCUUUCUCAUAGUAUUUUUAUUAUUGUUCACUAUUCUGCUCUUCUUUGCAGUUAAAUACCUUCUCAGGUGGAAAUACCAACCCGUGUAGUGCUGAAGGUUUUCAGAGAAAGCAAAUAAAUGUGCUUAGCAAAAUUGCUGUAAGUGAAGGAACUGUCAUCUGCUGGUGACCAGACCAGACUUUUCCGAUAGGUUCCUGGAGCUGGGCAGGAACUCACUGUGCUUUUCUGAACGUCUUACUCCUGUGAGUCCCAGCGCUAACAAACCUUUAGGCAAGGACACUGGCUCAGGCCAGAGGGCCUGACACAGCUGUGAGAGGCACAGAGCCCUUUCCACAUGUGGAAGGUGGGAGGAAGCAGAGGGAGGGGCUGGGCAAGAACUGCCAGCUGAGAGUCAUCCACGGGGAGGCUGUCACCCUUCUACUCACCAACAUCCCUCCCAGCAUCCGACACCAUGUCCGUGAAAGGAGAUCAUCAGUCCCCACAAUUUGGCAGAGUGGAAGCUAGCACUGCUACCCUCCCCCCACCCCACCCCUGCCUACAGCAUUGUGCUUGGGUCUGGGUUCUCGGUAAUGUAGUCAUUUGGGAAACUUAGCUGGAGACAAAGUCUUAACGCUUACUUUAAAUAAAAAAAGAAAAACACAAUAAAUUUAGAAGAAAAGACAGAAAUGAAACUUGGUAUCAAAUAGACUCCAUUCAUCUUCUUAAUCCUUAGGUCUGUAGGGUCUCUAAAUGCCCCUAGGGUGUGAAUGGCUGUUAAAAAAAAAGAACCCAUCCCAAGGUUUAGAAUUUCUGCCACGUUUGCCUCACUCAGUUCAGAAAAUAGGCAGAGAUAGGCUCUCUCUGCCUAUCUGGUGUGCUGGCUCUUACGUUACAGAUCCUAACUUGCAGGUGAGCCGUGAUCCAAAACGGCUUCUCAUUCAGGCAUUCGGUUCUUGGAAGACGCUUUCCCAGCAGAACUGUGAGAUGAAUGGUGGUUCGUUCUCAGGCUGGCCCUUAAAAGCCUGUUUGCUUCGGAGAACAUUUGAAAUAGAGCAUUUACAUGAAAACUAGGAAGAAGACAUCCCUGCAUGCCAGCUGUUGGGAACACCGUAAAGCUGGCUUAGAGAGAAGUGGUUUCUGUUGAGGCUAGGGAUGUCAGCAAAGGUCACACCAGCAAUGAACAGGGGCCUGGACCAUUGAAUGAAGAGAGACGAAGAGCAAUGUCAUGACUUAGGCCUAAAGGGCCAUAUCACACAUGCUUCUAUCUUCUGGAGUCUUGAUUGCCAGACAAGCUUGGUGGGAGUUCCUGGACUCAAGGGGUGCAUUGAUAAAGCCUGGAUUCAGAUCCAUAACCAAUUUUAGGGUAGCGAUAGAGAUGGUAAUUUAUAGUUAGGAAGUUCUGAUAGACUAUCGAAGUAAAAAUUGAUCAAACCAAGCAGAAUAUAUUUGCCCUUAGGUUGAGGGCAUACUAGUGGGACAUCAGAACAGAGUGGAAACUCGGGGGUCAUCCUCUUUGUCUCUUCACCCCCAGGAAAGGCAAGACAGGCAGGGAACAGGAGUGGGUGAAGCUUUUCCCUGCUCAGGGAUUUUCGGUCUUGGAAUUUGCUUUUUUUUCCUUUGCCUGGAAGAUGCUGCUACUGGCCUCCAAGUGGCUUGUGCCCUCAUCUCCUUGAGAUUUCAGUGCUAAUAUUUUCUUCUCUCAGAGAGCGCUUCUCUGACCUAGCUAAUCCAAAGCAACCUCUAUGCAUCACCCAAUUCACUCUCAUAACACCGGGUUUUAGCAUUUUUAUAAUGCUUACCAGUGUUUGGAAUUACUUUCGUCAUUUGUUUUAAUUAAUCUGUCUUGUCUCUCCCAAAUACAAGCUUCAUGAGAGGGUCUUUGCCCAAGGAUGUCCUAGAACAUGCCUGGGACAUAGUAAGGACUCAAAAUAUUUUUAGUAUGUCCUAAUCCCUGAGCCUUGAUGGCUUCCAGUUCUGCCACCAUGCCUGUCCUAUUGACUCUUGCUCCUGACAUCUCCACUGUUUCCUGGGCAUCCCACAUGUUUUUCACUGGAAUAUUUUAGGAAAGUCUGUACAAAAUGGAUUCUCAGGCCUCACCCUCAGAUCUGUUGGACUGAGGUGGCUCUGGAUUCCCAGCCAAAUGAUUCCAUGUAAAAUCCCUCCCUAUUCUUAGUUAUAAAUGUAUUCCUCCUGAUUUUCCCAUCUUAGAGUGGGGAAGGUCCACACUCUAAGAAUCCAGUCUUAGACAGCACGAACCCAUUGAGUUCCUGCAUAUUCUGUCAGAUGUAAGCUCUUUCUUGCCUUAGGGAUUUAAACUGCAGAUGGAGUAUAUUAAUUACUGAUUUAUCUACUCAUAGACAUACUGCCUUCCAUAAUAUUUAAUAUGGAACUUGGAAAAACAAGACAAUGAAAGAGGCCCAAGCCUUAGCAAAGCAUAGUGGUCCAUCCUGCUUUCCCUUCUCAGGCCCACUCCCUUCUCUGUGAUGCAGCUCGUUGCUCCAUAACUGAUCUAAGGCUUUGUGACAGCUCCUCUGUUUUAACCAACAGUAAAUUCACCCCACAAAGUCAGAAAGGGAGCUUUUUGAUGGCUGCUGUCAAUUUUAUUGCUUUAUCCUGUUUACUAGGAUAGAAUCUGUAACAUGGUGUGUUUAUUGGUUUUAUGUAUUGCAUGUUGCUGCUGCUCUGACAAGCUACUCCUAUAAAAAUGUGUUAUGAUUGCAUGAUGGAGCUCAGUGAGCUGACCCUGCAUUUCAAAGGGUACUGAAGCAAAUAUCAUUGAAGUCCAUAAAAGCUGACUGGCCUCCAUCACAGAGGACUCUCUGCAUGAGCUGCAACUCCUACAAUCUGAGAGAGAAUUACAUCUUACCCUGUGCCAGCAGCCACUAACCGAGUACAGCACAGCCCUGAACCCAAGCAUUAUCUGUAAAAUUCCAAGACAGAAAACUCAUUCCAUUCUUAUUUGUCCACCUCUCUAAUCAGUAUUGUUUGCGAUUUUGAUACCUACAAAAGUAUGAAACAAAUGGCUCUAGAAUGUUUUCCUAUAUUAGUAUAGUGGGCAAGAUGGGUGGCUGACAUUGUUUGGCCCUGAAUGUUGAAUAGAAAAUUGAAUUAAAGCAAGAGGGGAUGUGCUUUUUUCUUAGCAAGUCAUGACUGGGGGUGUCCCAGGUGUUGGGCUGGAGUUGAUGGCCUGACAAAUUAAGAGUGUGAAGGUCUAACAGGGUGUGAGUUAGCCUGAAGGCUGUGGAGGAAUGGAUGAGCCCAGUGGGCUAUUCCAGUUUAACAACAGAAUAAUCCAGGACUUCUUUACAAAACAGAUUCUGGUGCUUCGCCCCUAGAUGUUGGGAUUCUGUUAGACUGGGAUUGGCCCUGGACUCUCAGGUAAAGAUGUAAAAUCUUUCCCUUAUUUUAAUGUUAUCAACCAAUAGCAGAAGCAUAUGUUAGGCCCCAUGAGUCAAAUGAGCUGGAGAAUUGCUUUAUGUCCCAUAAGAGGAAAUUUCUUAACAAAAUGGGGGGAAAGCGCUAAGUUGCCCUCAAAUCCAAGGGUGAAAUGUCUUGGUCAGGUGGCUCAUUAGUCCCUUCUGCUGACACCGCCAGACUCCAAGACCCUGCUCCUAAAGCCACCCUGCUCUCCCAUCCACCCUCUACCCACUCUACCUUAUCCUAGCUAUUAGCAAUUUGAAAUAAUUAUUUGAAUAACGUGGAACUUGAUAAAGGUAAGAAUUAAUUUACAUAUUCUAUUUAAAAGCUGUUAUUGCUCAUGAACGAUUAAGCAGUGAAGUUCAUUGAACACCAUCCUCCAAUACUCCCCAUCUUUGGUUAAUGUUCUCUGAGCUCUUGGCUAGAUCCUGCAAAGGUAAGCAGAGGACAAGUGGCCACCAGAACAUCCAUUCCAUCUCCUCCUCCGCCCUUCAUGUUGAUUAAUGGGUUUUCUAAAUAAAUUGGGUCUCCCUUUUUCUCUUUCUCUCUUUCUUAGAGAGAACCUAAGUGUGCAACAAUAGAUAAAUGAUUAAGUAUAUUAGAUGAUCUGAAUACAUGUGGAGAUAUUCCAUGCUCUUAGGUGUAACAACUUAACACUAAAAACAUGUUGAUUCUAUUAGCAAUCAGAGAAAUACAAGUUAAAAUGAGAUAAAUGUUUAUAUUUGUUGGACUGGCAAAAAGAGAAAGCUGAGUGAUAGUGUAGUUGUGGCUGUGUGGUUUCAGGAACUACAUGCCCUGAUUAUGGGGGUGUAGAUUGGUACAGCCAUUCUAGGACCAUCUGGCAACAAUGAAUCAAAUCAAGUAUAUUACCCACAAGCUGCUCUGAGGUUGUAGCCCAAGAAAACAUCCUAUGUCCACAAAGAUAUUCAUUGUAGCAUUAUUUGUGGAGGGGAAAGUUCACAGCAACAUAAGUGUCCUGCACUAGGAAGUAGGCGGGUAAAACUGGGAAGAAGCUCAAGACUGGGCGCUAUGCAGUAAUUAGAAGCAGUGGAUUAGCUGCAGCCAUAGCAAUGUAACUGAAUCGUAAACAUAUAGAACUUAAUGGGAGAAAAAAGCCAAAAUAAUAUAUUAACAUGGUCAUCUACAUAACUUAAAAAAGCAUGCAUUAAAAACGAUACAUAUAUUUUGCAGGAACAAAAACAAAAAGAUAAACCAGCGACAAAAUUGUUUAUGGGGUGGUGGUGGGGAAUGGAAGGGACUAUUGAGAUAAGUAAAUGAAUCUUAUGAUAGGCCAAGGUUGAUGUGCCAAGAACAGAAGAGUUGGCCUCCAUGGUCUGCACCUGAGGUCCUCUAACACCCACAUGUGCACACACGCAGAAAGAAAGUGGUAUGGCCCAAACGUAUAAUGAAAUGCCAUGCAGCCAUUAUACAUAUUGCAGAAGCAUAUGUUAACCCCUUCUAAACAUUGAAAUAUAUUGGUGUUAAUAUUCAGGUGAAACUGGCUCAAGAGUUACAUAGACAGUUGCUUUUUGGAUAAGAUAUGGACCCUUCUGCUGUUAAUGCUUGAAACACGUUUAUUUGAGGAGUUCCUUUCUCAGAAAAGGACCUCAGACCUCUUACAAAAAGUAUCAAAGAACUGAAACCAGAUUGCCACACCAGAUGCCACACCCCUCAUUCACUGUGAUUGCUUCCUUGCCCCUCCCAAAUUCCUGUUUUCUUACACAUUGUUACAUUUUUUAUAUCACUAUUGCCCAUGCUUCCCAGUAAGAAUCACCUGUCCCUCACAUUUUUUCUUACAUAUUGUUAUACUUUAUACAUUGUUUCUAUAUGCUAUAUAAACUCCUGGUUUAGUUGGUCAGGGAGAUGGAUUUGAGACUGAGCUUCCAUCUCUUCUGCUGCAGCACCCAAUUAAAGCCUUCUUCCUUGGUGAUACCUGUUGUCUCAGGGGUUGGCUUUCUGUGCAGUGAACAGCAGGACAUAAAACAAAUUCCAGGUGUUUUGGUGACACAAGCGGAAGAGCAGAAUAGUGGGCUGAAGAGCAUGCCCACUGUUAUUUCAUUAUUCAGCAAAAUAAAACAAAACAAAAUACCGUCAGUUAAAGAAACAGAGUAGCCAGUAGGAUUUCAGUGAUUCAAGUACUUUCUUUUUAUCUAUACAUUUCCAAUAUGUCUUCAAUGACUAGCUGUAGACAAUAAGGAGAAAAAUUAAAUUUUUUUUAAGAAAGACUUUUGCUUUUAAAAAGAUAUAAAACAAAGAGAUUAUAGAUUGUGAGAAUAUACAGGUACUGAAAGGAGACAGUGUUUUUCUAAGGCUUUGUGUUUUCUUUUUCUAUUUUUUUGAGACAGAGUCUUGCUCUAUCCCCCAGGCUUGUGUGUAGUGGUGUAAUUUCUGCUUACCGCAAUCUCUGCCUCCCGGGUUCAAGGGAUUCUCCUGUUUCAGUCUUGCGAGUAGCUGGACUUACAGGCAUGUGCCACCACACCCAUCUAAUUUUGUGUUUUUAGUAGAGGCAGGGUUUCUCCAUGUUGGUCAGGCUGGUCUUGAACUCCUGACCUCAGGUGAGCCACUGGCCUUAGCCUCCCAAAGUGCUGAGAUUACAGGCUUGAGCCACCAUGCCCAGCCUAGGCUUUGUUUUCAAAUGCAAAUGGUAAAGCCCAAGAUUUGUGUGUUGCUCUUUCCUCUUUCUGAGGGAACAGAGGGAGCCAUGGCUAUUCUAAGGAUCCCCAUUUGAAUGGGACAGUAGGACAUGCAUUACAGGGAAUGUCCAUAGAAUUGCUUCCAGCCGCAACAGGAGUAGGUAUGUUUCCAACUCAGGAAAAUUACUUCAGUACAGCAUUGUUUAACACAGCAUACAUAUUCCAAAGGGACAGAACUUUCAGGCAAAUUAUUUUUAUUUAGACAGGUUAAGGCUGGAGGAUAUGGUGAUGCCAGCCUGACACAUGCAGACUUUGAAGCUGCAACAUGCUUGCUGCAGGCCUUGCAAACAUCUUUUCAUUCUUCCUUUCCCAGAUGCUGACAGCCAUCUCCCGGCAGCACUUAAUGAAACGGCAGAUGACUAUAUAUUAGAGGCCUUCAACUUUACAAGAGCAAUAGACAUUUCUUCAAGCUGUGCGGGGUGAUAUGUUGUAGCCAUAUGCAGAUCUUUUUCCCACAUCUGGACAUACUGAACUGGCAUGUCACAGAAUGUACAGAGAACUUCAGUCUUCAGACCCAUUCCCUUUUUCAAGUGCUUGCCUGCAUACAAGUAUUGGAAUUGACAGCCCGACAUUCAGCCAGUGAUGUUGUAAGAGAUAGUGAUCUUGUGUUUUGAAAUGCUGGGUCUCAGAAACCAGUGAGAUGUUGCUGAGUGUUUUCCUAUAAGGAAUAGUGCUAAUGACUCCAGUUCAGGAUCUGAGGUGUCUUAAUUCCCAGAUAACUUGAACAUGGGUUAGGCUGAUUGGCUUUCAGCAUACAAAACAUAAUUGAACCAAGGUUCAGCAAAGCCUUAGUCAUUUCCAGAUUUUCUUGAUAUAUCAGACAUGUAGGGGGAAGAGAAAGAGAAGAAUAACACAAAAUGAUUGCUUUGAGGAUAAAAACAUCCUGGCAGGAGAAAAAUUAAAUUUAGAGAACUGCCCUACCAUAACUUUUCUUAAUGCAUGGCCUAGAAUGAAGGAAGCAAAUUUCUGUAGUUACUAUAGCUACACUUUUGCAUGUUACAUUUGCAUUGUGAACCAAAAAUCCUAGAUGAGAAAUUAUCUACUGAUUGAUUAGAACUGAUAAAGAAACCCUAUUACAGAGAACUAUUAGCUUCCUUCACUUAACAGUUUCUCACCGAUCACCAAAUUUAUCACGUAGUGCCAUAUGAGUUUUCUACAUGGAAAGAGGACAAAAAAUAGCUUAGAUCAUUCAAAGGGAGGCCUGAAUCUGAAUUCAAUUACACAGCACCUAGUAAUACUAAGAAAGGUCAAGAGCAUCAGAACCAGAAAAAUUCAGAUUCUAAUCCAAGCUCUCUUUCCAGGGUGUAUGUUAAACAAACGAUGUAGCCUGGCUGGGCCUGAUUUCUCAUCUAUAAAGUGGGAAUGCCACCACCUGGUUUGAGAAUUGUGUUGAUAAGUAAGACGGCUGAUAAAAAGCAUCU